Aaosphaeria arxii CBS 175.79 is the source of this 521-nucleotide messenger RNA. RefSeq lists its product as uncharacterized. The transcript has a single exon. The record is from RefSeq and is a predicted model, not a curated record. Lineage: Eukaryota; Fungi; Ascomycota; Dothideomycetes; Pleosporales. The coding region runs from base 176 to 475 and encodes 99 amino acids.
CGGCGGCCCUACCCUCGUCGCUACCGAGAUUUUUCUAACUUGGACUUGGACUCGUACGGUCUCGUUAGUGUUUUCCACGCCCCUCCAAGGGCGCUUACAAGGAAUCCGAGUGGUUCGCUUUGUCCAGCCGACCGGUUAUGCACCCGCAAGCCAGCCCAUUCCUAUUCCUAUUCCUAUGCCUAUGCCUAUGCCUAUGCCUAUGCCUAUGCCUAUGCCUAUGCCUACACAGUAUGCCUACGAGGUAUGCCUACUCCCAUGCCUAUUCCUUCUUCAGUCCUACGGCGAACCCAAGCCCAUACGAGGUAGUUAUGACGCACCAACGAGAUGCCUUGGAAUCUUUUUACUUUUUUCUUCCGUUUGCCUCUUCUCUUUUCUUCUUCCGUUGUUCCCUCGACUAAUCCUAGCCAUUCGUUAUAGUUCGUACGAGUACGAUGGAAUUCCUGACUUAGUACCUCGUAGUCUUCCUUACGAGUAGUUCCCUUUCGGUGGUUGGCAGGUAAUACUGCAUGGUCCUCCUCAUC